Neocloeon triangulifer is the source of this 4026-nucleotide messenger RNA. RefSeq names its product receptor-type tyrosine-protein phosphatase-like N (gene IA-2). Gene Ontology annotation, cellular component: secretory granule. Bases 85 to 2736 code for a protein of 883 amino acids. The transcript has 16 exons. Gene Ontology annotation, biological process: protein dephosphorylation. Gene Ontology annotation, molecular function: protein tyrosine phosphatase activity. The record is from RefSeq and is a predicted model, not a curated record. Lineage: Eukaryota; Metazoa; Arthropoda; Insecta; Ephemeroptera; Baetidae.
GCGUCAUUUGCGACUAUGGUGAGCAGGCGGGCGGGCGGCCCACCUGGCGCCAUGUGAGAUUCCAACCGAAACCACCCUCGCAGCAUGUACGGGGGCGCCACCCCCAGCCGCCUGCUGCUGCUGCUAUUCCUGGAGGCGGCCCUUCUACGGCCCCCGGCCGCCCUCGCCCUUGGAAAUAUCGGCUGCCUCUUCAGCUCAGAUUUGUGCGCCGAGGAGUUCGAGUGGUGUUUCGAUGACUAUGCAUUCGGCCGGUGUCUUCCACUGUACGGCCACGUGUCGGAGGAAUUCCUGCACCGGCGCGAACUCGGGCCCGUCGAGCUGCAAAUCCUCGAGGCGCAGAUGUCUCGACUCUUCGAGGCCGGUUUCCGCUGGAGUCACGCGUACACGCAGUGCGUCAUGCAAGCGUCGUUGCGCACUCUUCAGCUUGGAGAGGAGCUGGACGAGGACGCGGACCCUGACGAGUGCGUGCCACUGGCCGACCUGGCGCUGCAAGUAACUCCGCGCCAAAACGAAGGCAAAACGGACGGAGCAAUAGACGCCAAAGACGUCGCCUUCGUCCGUUUUGUGCCCAGCGCCAAAAACCCACACCCCGACUUUGCCGACGAGCUCUACUUUCCACCUCUUGAGCAGCGUUCCGCCUCCAACGAUGUAGAAGCAUUUGCGUAUGAGAAAAAAUCUGAGAAGCCAGAACCAUUCCACUUUUCCCGUCACCUGGGUCUCCAAGUUGGAAACGACAAUAGCAACCCCUCGGUGAUGGACGUCGAGCAGGAGGAGCAACUUCUAGCCGCUUCACAACCUGCCUACACUGAAGGUGGUCUAGUUUACCUGCCUCAGGGCGAGGAAAACAAGAGGAAGAGCUCGUUGGACGCCAAGGCUUCGCGUUUGUCGGCAAUUCUGGCGCAGUACGGAGAUCUGGACUGGGGCUUCAAGCGGAGGGAACGAUUGGACGUGAAAAAACCAGGGCCGCCUUUCCACACAAACAGCUAUGCUUACGACACAACCAAUGAAAUCCCCUCGAACGAUAAGGAAGAGGAGAAAAUGCAGUCCGACCAGCCCAGCAGUAAAAAAUUGCAGCUCACGAGGGAAGUAAUGGAGAAACAUGUGUCGGCGGACACCAAUGAAAUCCCGCAGAGCAAGACGCGGCGCCGACCUCCGCCACCCCCGCAACCCCCACUACCACCCCCAGGAGAGGAUGACCUGUCGCAUUUGGAUUUGGUUGACCCCAGCUACGCAUUUGUUGGAUUUAAGAACAGGGUGAGCAGUUGGAAACAGGGCGCUGAUGUGGUAAACGCGAUCGCUGAUUUGCUACAUCUGGAUCGUAGUGAUUUGAGCAACGUCAGGGUAGACGUGAAUGAAGUCACCUUUAAGGUGGAGGAACCUAAUGAGCAGGGAUUGAACGCGAGUGAGGUGGCGCGCAGGGUUGACAGUCUCAAGCAGCAAUUGAAGGAUCUGAUCGGAGUGGAAGUGUCCUCGUCAGGAAUUGGUGACAAGCAGAACAAGCUGCCAAACGUGACCGGUUUGGGCGCAGGAGCGGAGACGGAGCGGCAGAUUCUGAUUUUGGGGCUUCUGGUGAGCGGCGUGCUGUUCGCGGGCGCCGUCGCCGCCGGCGUGUUGGUCCUGCUGGGCCGGCACGCCAAGACCAGGGCCAAGUUGCAGCAGCUCAACAACCCCGACCAGGCCAGCAAGGACUACCAGGACCUGUGUCGCGCUCGCAUGGCCACCAAGUCGGAAAAAGGCGAAAUUUGCGGUUCGCACCGCGUCGUCAGUUUGACCAAGGAGGGCGACGGCAACAACAGUCCCAACAGCAACCGCAGUAGCACCUCGUCAUGGAGUGAGGAACCAGCUUUGACUAAUAUGGACAUCUCGACUGGACACAUGGUGCUGUCAUACAUGGAGGACCAUUUGCACAACAAGGGACGUUUGGACCAGGAGUGGGCAGCUCUUUGCGCGUACGAGGCAGAGCCUAACGAGACCACCGUUGCUACAAAGCAAGAAAACAAGGCAAGGAACAGGUAUGAGAAUGCACUGCCAUAUGAUCACGCGAGAGUGGUGCUUAAUGAACUGGCCAAUGCCAACGGCUCCGACUACAUCAACGCCUCUUCCAUCACUGAUCACGAUCCACGCAACCCUGCAUACAUUGCAACGCAAGGGCCGCUGGAAACAACCGUGGCCGACUUUUGGCAAAUGGUUUGGGAGCAGGGCAGCGUCGUCAUGGUCAUGCUGACCAGACUGAACGAGAAUGGCGCCGUCAUGUGCCACCGCUACUGGCCCGAGGAGGGUUCCGGCCUCUACCACAUCUACGAGGUGCAUCUGGUUAGUGAGCAUGUGUGGUGCGACGAUUACCUGGUCAGAAGUUUCUACCUGAAGAACGUCAAGACUGGAGAGACAAGGACGGUCACGCAGUUCCACUUUUUGUCCUGGCCCGAAGGCGCAGUGCCGCAUUCAAUCAAGGCGCUGCUUGAGUUUAGAAGGAAGGUGAACAAAUCUUACCGGGGUCGCUCGUGUCCCAUCGUGGUGCACUGCAGCGACGGCGCCGGUCGGACGGGCACCUACUGCCUGCUGGACAUGGUGCUGAACCGGAUGUCCAAGGGCGCCAAGGAGAUUGACAUCGCGGCCACGCUGGAGCACAUCCGCGACCAACGGUGCGGCAUGGUGCGUUCGAAAGCGCAGUUCGAACUGGUGUUGAUGGCCGUGGCUGAGGAGGUGCACGCCAUCCUCAAGGCCCUGCCCCAGUAGAAAAGAGAGAAAAAUUUAAUGACGACCCGGCGACCCCACGGGGCGCCGUCGCCCCGCGGCCCCGCCCGGCGGGGCCUCCGGGCCGCGGCGCCGCACGAGCUGACGGUUCUCGACACAAACUCGCGACGCCGUUUUGAUUUUUUCCCACUCAGAUUUGCAUAUUCGAAGGAAUAAUACAAAAGAAGGUUAACGUGUAGCGAAUCCAUCAUCAUUAAAAUACAAACUACACACACUCUUGUGUUUUGCGUUCUAGUCAGUCUCAGAUUAAAAAAAAAGAAGGAAAUACAGAUAAAUAUAUUAUAUGAAUAUACUAUUGGAUAUUUAACGUAUGAUACGUGUUAAUAUACGCAGAAAUAUUUUAGACUUAGAAUUGAAGGAGAAAUAAAAUCUAUAUAUUUCCGGCCGAUGGUGACUUUUGUGCCGGGCACUCUGGGGGUAUUUGAACCCCAGCCUCUCAAAUACCUCCAGCAUUGUCCACAGACUGACGUCACCACCGGCUCAGAGCCGCCCUUUGGCGCCCUUUCCUCCCUUCCAGUUUCAUUUUCCCGGCUAUUAGUGAAAAAAGCAGUUUCUCCAAACUUCUUUUAUUUAUUUUCUUAUAUAUUUUUAUAUGAAGACAAAAAAAACCAGGAAAAGAAAUUCAUCUGAAUUGGACGUGUUUGAUAUUGACUUGCAGAUUUCCACAUUUUUAUUUUUAAUUGAUAGUUUGCUAACAAAAUGCUUUUACUAAAAAAGCUCAGGUCUCACCACUUUAUUAUCUCCUGACCUGUAGAAGAAGAAGUGAAACGUGUCAAUUGAUCAGACUUACUGUGGCUAUUCCUCUUUUUCCAUUCAAAUUAACCGCAAUCGAAAUUUUGAUUAGCUGCACGUUUUUGAUCAUUAGUAUAAAUAUAUUAUAUUACUCUCUACGUCGAUGUUAUUAUACCCAUUAUUAAUGCUGUGCGAAAUAGUUAUUCAUGUUGUUACAUUAUAUAUCCAAGCUAUUUUUGUGUGUAUGUGUUGAAAGCGCGGAAAGCAGGCCUACGUCUACAAAACCAAUAACACGAGAGCACGCUUCGAUUUGCACUCAUCUCUUUGUCUCUUCUCUCUAAUUAAUUAAAUUCUCUUCUCUUUGGGAAAAGUAGACGAAACCGACGAAUUUUUCCUUGUGUCCCUCACCAAACAUUCUUGCAUCCGUUCGUCAAUUCAUUUUGAAGAAACACACCUUGUCCACAUCAAAAUAAAAUAGCGACACAAUAUGAGCGCAAGUUGUACUUAAGGCCAAUAAAGUUAAAUUUCAGUGGAAGCAAC